Molecule: messenger RNA, 792 nt
Organism: Numida meleagris (helmeted guineafowl)
Lineage: Eukaryota; Metazoa; Chordata; Aves; Galliformes; Numididae
Gene: HOXC10
Product: homeobox C10
Exons: 2
Biological process (GO): regulation of transcription by RNA polymerase II
Cellular component (GO): nucleus
Molecular function (GO): DNA-binding transcription factor activity, RNA polymerase II-specific; RNA polymerase II cis-regulatory region sequence-specific DNA binding
Source: RefSeq, a predicted model, not a curated record
AAACCCUCUCUGAAAAUGUCAUGUCCCAACAAUGUGACUUCUAACUCGUUUUUGAUGGACUCGUUGGCCGGUACCUGUAGAGGGGAGAAUUAUUCCUCCAGCCAAGGGAUGUACAUGCAGCCUGGGAGCGAUUUCAGCUGCGGAGUCAUGAGGAACUGUGGAAUUAUCCCGUCUCUUUCCAAAAGGGACGAGGUGAAUAGCGCUACCUUGUCUCUCAGCACCUAUCCAUCUUACCUUUCUCAGCUAGACACUUGGUGUGACCCCAAAAAUACGUACAGGAUCGAGCAACCUGUUGCAAGACAGCUCCCAUCCUGCUCCUUCCCAACCAAUGUCAAGGAAGAGAAUGUUUGCUGUAUGUAUAACGCUGACAAAAGGGCUAAAAAUGCCACAGAGGCAGCCCUCUACCCCAACCAAAUGCCUGAGCCUUGCCUAAAUGACCAUGAAGUCCCCGUUCCUAGCUACUACCGAGCAAGCCAAGGUUACCCCUCCAUGGAGAAGACGUCAAACUGCAGCAAUCCAAAUGAGUUUGAGGCAAGUUUUGAAUCCAGGGCGAGCCUGAACCCAAGGAACGAGCAUCUGGAACCAGCACCACCACCACCUCCUCCUCCUCCUCCUCCUCCGCCCCCGGUGGCUAAACUCCCCGGCCCCGGCCCCGCCGUGCCCGGCCCGGGGCGGCUCAGCCCCCGCCUCCCCCGCUCCGACGGCUCCGGAGCUUUGAGCGAAGGGCAGCGGUUCGCCCGGGCGCUAUUAAAAAAAGACCUGCGGAUUGAUCCACGCUAUAUUUUUGGGUAA